AUGCCUCCGAAGCGCAAGGCUCGCGGCGGCCUCGCCAACGAGGGAAGCAGGCCCUCUCCUCAUCGGCCCGGCGACACAACCAUGGGCCAGCGCGACAGAGACUUCUCCGAGGGAGGCGGAAGAGGCGGCCGCAGUGGUAGGAACACUAGACGAAACGACCGCCGAGACUCAGCACAGGGACAGCAGCAAUCACAACAGCCGCCCGCGACGAGCUCAUCGAACCCCUCCCGCGUCACGUCCCCAACUGUCCCCAGACCUCCCUCGGCACCAUCUCAGUCGCAGCAGCCUGCGCCGGCACCAGUCACAACCGACCAAGCGGCGGCUACCGCCGCUGCCUCGAUAUCCCACCCGCCCUCUCCGGUGCCGACAAAUUACUGCUACGAACAUAUCACCGACGAUGCGAUCGCUUCGUGGACGGCCAAGAGCCGACAAGAGCUGAUCGAGCAUGCGAAGCAGUCCAAGGUUGAUGUUGACAUUGAAGAGCUGACCAGCAUCUACCAAGAAUUCAUCCAUGCUGUCUUGGAGGGCCGCCUAUCGCCCGCCGACGCUGGCGCGUGCAUGAAAGAGAUACUCGGUUCGGAAUCGCAAGAAAUGAUUAAGGAGUCAUUUUCGUUCGAGCCGCACACUCUCUUCCUCGACACGCUGUCAAUCAUCUUCGACAAUGAUCGCGGGCUCUUCAAGCCCCAGCUCCGCGACUUUAUCCAGUGCAGCGGCAUCUCCCCCGCCCUCCUCCGCCAGGUCCUCGAUGCCCAGCUUUUGCAGGAUCUCGGUCUCAUCCGCACCACUUUCGUGAAGCUCGGAAUUCGCCACGCCACCAACCUUCUUUACCGACAAGCCAACUACAACCUGCUGCGCGAGGAGACCGAGGGUUACUCCAAGCUGAUGACCGAGCUUUUCACGACCAGCAGCUCGGAACCCCCCACAUCCGAGGCAGCCCACGCAGCGUUCGAGCGUCUCAAAGGCCUUAUCGGAACUUUUGAUCUUGACGUCGGGCGUGUUCUCGACGUUACGCUUGAUGUUUUCGCCGCCGUGCUUAUCAAGCAGUUCCGGUUCUUCAUCAAGCUGCUUCGCGUCAGCUCUUGGUGGCCUCGCAACCAAAACCCGCCCUCAUCCAUCUACGUGGGCGGUCUACCCAACUGGGCUCUGCCUGAAAACUCACACUGGCAGUCAAGUGAUGAGUCCGAAGCAGAGGCGGUUGAGUUGAGACGUCAGCGUGAUAUCGAGUUCUGGAACAGGGCUCGUGAAAUUCAUCUGGACGCCUUCUUCCAGCUUGGGGGAAGGGAGGUCACGGAAGAGAACCUCAAACAGUUGGAGGCAUCCGAGUCAACAUCCGAAGCCGAAGUCAACGCCGCCUCGGCGUGGAUGAAGGCAACAAAGACGCUCCCGCCUCAAGGCAACCGCACUGCUGCCCAGCUCCUAGGCUUCAAGUUGCGAUUCUACUCUUCCGACGCCCGAGAUGCCGCCGACGUGCUGCCGGCCAACCUUCUCUACCUAGUUGCGCUUCUCAUCAAGGUCGGAUUUAUGUCAAUCACUGACAUUUACCCUCAUCUCUGGCCUCUGGACGACGACAUGGAGACUUUGAGGGAGAAGCGCAUGAAGGAACUCGAGGAGAAGGAGAGACAGAGUCGACCCGGUGCCGCACAGAAUGCGCUCCUUAUGGCGGGUGCUCUUCCUGAUGACACAGCACCUGUGCCGACCACUCGCAUACGGGAUGCCUCCGGAAAGGUCGAUGCGGACGCGAAGACCGAUGCCGGCGCGGAUGAGAAGGAGAAGCUACCGGAACCUAUGGAGCAGAAGGCGGCAUUGCUCAUCUGUCUGUUGACGAUUGGCGCCAUUCCGGAGUCUUUGUUCAUUCUUGGCCGGUUCCCCUGGCUCCCCGAGGCUUUCCCUGAAAUCCUUGACCGCGUACACCGCAUCCUCAACCACAGCAUUGAAAAGGUCUAUCAGGAAAGCCGACCCACACCCAUCUGCUCCGCUGAGUGUCCUGCCAAGUCGAUUGCCGACCUUGACCAGAGCGGCGUUCCUAAGGGCACUGUUAAGCUCACUACUACACCGACCAAGAAGUCCAUGAAGUGGCCUUUCCCCGACGGCUUCGACCCAAGAGACCAGCAUUACCGAUUUUACUGGGACGAAUGGGCCGACAAUGUCCCUGUUUGCCAGACCGUCGAGGAUGUCUUCACUCUGUGCGAUACCUUCUUGAACAUCUCCGGCGUCAACAUCGGCAAAGACCCUGCUCUACUGGCAAAGUUUGUUAGUAUCGGAGCUAAGAGUCUUGGACAAGAUCGGACCCAGGAAAACCUCGACCGCUGGCAGGAACUUCUCCGACGCAUUUUGGUUCCCGCCCUCAGCAUGACUACAGCCAACGCGGCAGUCGUGAACUCUGUCUGGGACCUUCUCAAGCUCUACCCCGUCACCACCCGCUACUCAAUCUACGCAGAGUGGUUCGAGGGCCAAAUAUCCAGACUUCCAGCCAUGAAAGCAGCCUUUGCCCGCACUCGCAUCGAGACCAGAGGUGUGAUGAAGCGCAUUUCGUUGACCAAUCUUAGCGAGAUGGCGAAGUCUUUGGCAAAGACCAGCUACUCGUCCCCAGGCAUUGUCUUCAAGGAAGCCUUGAGCCAGAUCGAAUCCUACGCCAAUCUUAUCGAAGCUUUCGUUGAGUGCGCAAAGUACUUCACUGACUUGGCGUACGACGUCCUGGUGUGGUCAUUGAUGAGCUCCCUCGGCGGCAAACAAAGAAGCCGCACCCAAGAAUCUUCGAUCCUUCUGACCAGCAAAUGGCUUCAAGCUUUGUCCAAGUUUGCCGGCAAAGUUUUUAAGCGAUACUCGAUUUUGGACCCGAGCCCCAUCCUUCGAUACGUCGAUGAUCAGCUGUUCAAAGGCAACUCUACGGAUCUGAUCAUUCUCAAGGAGCUCGUAGCCUCCAUGGGAGGCGUUGUUCAAGUCCUUGAUUUUACCGAUGAACAGAUUCUGGCCAUGUCAGGAGGUGAGGUGUUGCGUCGACAGACCCUGCUUGGUCUUCAGGACAAACGUUUCGAGUCGGGGCGCAGUGCCAAGCGCCUCAUGCAAUCGUUGACCGAAUCGAAGCUUGCUGGACGUAUUCUCAUCAACAUUGCUCAAUACCGCCAGUCAGCCAUCUUCAAGCUCCCUGAUGACGAGGCUCAUAUCAAGUACAUCGGUUCCGUUAUCGACGACAGCCACCAGAUCUUGGUUCAGUAUCUCGACCUCCUGCGAACGAACUUGGAACCACAGGAGUUUGAUGCCCUUGUCCCUGCCAUUGCGUGUUUGAUGGAUGACUUUGGUCUUGAUGCCAGUCUCGCUUUUCUCAUCGGCAGAGAAGGCGUCUCUCACGCCAUGUUUGCGAAGAAGCCGGAUGCUCCAGCUAUCGCGGAUACCGACGGAGAUGUGUCUAUGGUGCCGACUGGCGAAGAGACGACUGAGGCUGAAGAAAAGACGCUCACGCCACAAGAAAUCCGGGAGAAGGCGAAGAAGGACGCCAUGCGCCAGAUUCACGAAGCUCUUGAGCCCCUCAUCGCCUCCAUUCAGUUCAUUACGCCCGAGGCUUCUUGGAGCAAGCUCAGUUCUGAGUUCUACGUUCUCUUUUGGGCACUUCAACUUGGCGACAUCGAAGUACCUGCCGCAAGCUACAACAGUGCCCAUAAGAGAAUUGCCAACUUGGCCAAAGAUCUCAACAGAGACCGUUCGGACAUGAGCCGCAGCGGCGUCAACAAGAAGAAGACCAAAGAGGCCGAACUUCAAAAGAUUGGCAACGAACUUCCCAAGGAGGCUGAUCUGCAGAUGAAGAGGGCACGCGUCGUCAGGGACUACAUGUCUGACCGUAUGGCCACAUGGUUCACAGGUUCGGUUACCAAGCUGAACGGUAUUUCGGACGCAAUUCUGGAGCAAUGUUUGCUUCCCCGACUUGUGCUUUCCGCCAGCGACGCCGAGUACUGCUACGCCCUCAUCAGAAAGAUCCACAGCUUCGGUGCACCCAACUUCCGCUUGAAGGCUUUGUACGACCGAAUUUUCAAUGUCAACCGACUUCGGUCCAUGAUCUUCACUUGCACCGUUCGUGAAGCCGAGCAUUUCGGAAGGUUCCUGAACUGCAUCUUGAAGGACCUCGCCAAAUGGCACCGAGACUCCAAUGUCUUUGAGAGGGAAGCUGUCGGCAAGCGUAGCAAUCUGCUUGGCUUUGCAUCGGAAUUUGAUGCCGAGGGACAACCAACGGCGUACUACGACCACGCGCAAUUUCGAGACAUUCUGUACGGCUGGCACAACAAGCUCAACCUGGCUUUGAAGUCCUGUCUCGGCGGCAUGGAGUGGAUGCACAUUCGCAAUGCCAUGACGGUUCUCAAGGCUGUUCUUGAAUUCUUCCCAGCCGUUACCUUCAUGGGCAACCAGUUCAUUGAGCAGCUGAAAACCAUCACCGAGCGUGAGGCAGCCUCCAAGACUGCGACAGCCGGAGAGGAAGGACACCGCGUUGAUCUUUCAGUUGCUGCUCAGGGUGCAUUGUCCGAGUUGCAGAGGAGGAAGGCGAAGUGGGUAUUGCCAGCAGGCUUCCGCCCAAAUAUGAACGGACAAGCCCAAGGAAAGACGAAAGAUGGCGAUGCGGCAGGUCUGCGCCCGACCGCUGCCGAAUUCAAGCCUGGCUCUGCCAAGAGUGCAGCAGAGCAGGAGGAUGGAGAAGUCAAGGACGGCAAGGAUGCCGAAAACCGACCGUCUGGUCCGUCGGCGCCCGCCAAUAUCGGUCAGAAGGAUGCCAAUCUUCCUCCCAAGCCCUCUGGUGCGCAGAGAGACUCAGCAAAACCCGGUGCUACCCCCUCAGCCAACUCUGCCGCCUCGAGCAAACCAUCAACGCCGAAGCCCCAUGUCGGUACCCCGUCAAAUAACGCACACCAGAGGGACGGCCCCAAACCUAUUCCUACGAGCGCGCCUUCAGGCCUGCCUAAGAGGCCCGACGUGCCUAUUCCAGGCCACUACCGCAACCACUUUCCUCCUGAAGGCCUGCCCGAACGCCGCGACCAGAGAGACAGCCGCGAGCCACGUGGCCCCAGAGAUUCUCGAGAACCCCGUGACUCCAGGGAUCAUAGGGAAUCACGGGAAUCUAGAGACCCUCGGUUUGUUGAGCCCACUCGCCCUGACCGCAGCCGCGAAUUCGCCAAUCAGGAACGCCGUGGACCGGACGGCCCCAGAGAAGUCGGUCGCUUGUCAGAGAAGGACUGGCCCGGCAGACAAGAACCUCAGCGCCGCGAACACGGCACUCAUGAUCGUGACAACCGCCAGUCACGGGACAGACAGCCUCAGGCUAAUGGCCGAGCUUCUGAGCCUGGUCGACUUUCGAGAGACACAGUCAUGUCCACGCCACCCCCUCAAGCAGCACAGCCGCCACCUGAAGAGCCGCCCAUCAACUCUGCCCGUCUUGCUCUGAUCCAGGGUGACCAGCCAGACAGGCCCAGCCGUUCAGAAAGGCCACCGCGGUCAUCCGAGCCCGAUCGUCGCAGUGGCAGAGGACCUCGAGGAGGCGACUCGGACCGUUCUGACAUCAUCAACCCGGAACGUGCCGCCUUGAUCGGAGAGACUCGCCCGGAGCCGCCAUCGCGUCCAGCACGGGAUGAGCCCAGAGAAAGAGGCACGCCUCGCGGCCACUCUCCCAGACGCAGUGGACGCUUCAACCCAGAUACCCCUGACGCCGGGAGAGAUGACAGACAUGGUCGCUCUCAUCACUCAGACCAUCGGUCUUCGAAUCGGGAUGCACACAAUGAGUCCCCAACUACGCAUCCACGAGCCGAUCGAGCUGGCGACCGUGACAGUAGCCGGCCUGGACAGGAUAAGGGCAGGGAGGCAUUCCUUGGCCCCAGUCGAGGCUCUGAUCCCGAUCACACCCGCCAAGACCACAACUAUGGUCGCUUGAAUCCUAUCCAGUCUGUCGUUACGAACGAACCGCCCUCCGGACCUCGUGGUCGUGGCCGAACAUCCGCUCGAGGUGGCGGUGCGAUGAACACUCCCAAUUCAAGAUCCGAUGGACGUUUUCCCGGCACCGAUAGCCCGGCGGCGCCUGACGAGAGGCAUCCACCAACCGGACCGGCCUCGGGUAGGGGGCGCAGGAAUCAAUACGACCCGAAUCAGAAUCAGUCCGUGAGCUCGCCUACGACAGCGACGCCCACUCCCAGCACACACCCCGACCGCGCUCGUGUCAUUAGCUCUGGACCGCCUGUCCCACCAACUCCGGGUGCCGGAGGCCCAGCCACUGGAGUUCACCCUGAUCGCCUGGCCCAGAUUGCGCCGCCUCCGCCACCGCCACCUCCGGGACAGCCGCCCAACCAUGGCCAUUCCCGGCCGUCGCUGCCUCCUCUCAACACCCCUGACCGGCCUUCUGGAGGCGGCAACAGGAACGUCCAGACGCCCACCGGCAACUUCCCUGGUCCGACCGAUGGUGCACCUUCUGGACCGGCGUCAACUGACAGAGGUCGCGGUGGCAGUCGAAGGCAACUUGCGGGUAUCAACAAUACUUUGCAACAAGCCCAAGCUAACAUGCCGGACACUAGCCGCGGCACUACCAUCCGGGGACGUGGAGCAGCUCGCGGUAGCAUCGCUGGUUCUGACGCUCAAGUGUUGACCGGCGCGUCUCCCAUCUCGACUCCGACUCAAGAACGUCCGGAUCCAAUCCGGCAAGAUCGCGGCCAGGCUAAUGGAGAGGAUCACUCACGCAACGAGCACGAUCGCAGCAGAAAAGAACACCGCUCGGACCGCGGCCGACAGUCAAGACGAAGCAGCCGGGAACGAGAGCAGCGCAGUCAAGAACGCGAGAGGGAGCCCAAGGAGCCACGUGAGUACAGAGACCGGAGGUCAGGGGCCCAAGGCCAUUCUUCGAGCAACCGAGAGGAACGCGAGCCGAGACGGUCAGGACGGGAUCCUUCCGGUAGCACCAGAGACUCUCACUCCAAUGCCGCCCAUGGCAACAGCCGCGAGAACAUUGGUGGAGGUGGACGUGAGCCACGUCACCGUGGCGAUCGUGGCGACGGCGUGCGUGCGGAUGGAGCACGAGGAGAAGCAGGUUCGGGAGGACGUAAUGAAGAAUGGGGUGGAAACACGCGAGGUGCGCCUAGAGGAGGACAACGCGAUGGCGGAUCGAGGCAGAACGAUGACCGACGUGAGCCGCGAGAGGAGCGUGGUCGCAAGAGGAGAAGCGAGGACGCCACCGGUCUCGGGAACGAUCGCGAGAAGAGGCAGAGACGUUAG
Messenger RNA from Colletotrichum siamense, 7236 nucleotides. RefSeq names its product THO complex subunit 2 (gene tho2). Lineage: Eukaryota; Fungi; Ascomycota; Sordariomycetes; Glomerellales; Glomerellaceae. Gene Ontology annotation, biological process: mRNA processing; mRNA export from nucleus. The record is from RefSeq and is a predicted model, not a curated record. The transcript has 2 exons. The coding region runs from base 1 to 7236 and encodes 2411 amino acids. Gene Ontology annotation, molecular function: mRNA binding. Gene Ontology annotation, cellular component: THO complex part of transcription export complex.